Molecule: messenger RNA, 1140 nt
Organism: Aspergillus thermomutatus
Lineage: Eukaryota; Fungi; Ascomycota; Eurotiomycetes; Eurotiales; Aspergillaceae
Gene: FDH1
Product: bifunctional alcohol dehydrogenase/S-(hydroxymethyl)glutathione dehydrogenase
Exons: 6
Coding region: 1-1140 (379 amino acids)
Biological process (GO): formaldehyde catabolic process
Cellular component (GO): cytosol
Molecular function (GO): zinc ion binding; S-(hydroxymethyl)glutathione dehydrogenase [NAD(P)+] activity
Source: RefSeq, a predicted model, not a curated record
AUGGCCGACACUGUUGGAAAGACCAUCACUUGCAAGGCUGCCGUUGCAUGGGCCGCUGGCGAGCCUCUCUCGAUUGAGGAUGUCGAGGUUGCCCCUCCCAAGGCCCACGAAGUCCGUAUCCAGGUUCUGCACACUGGUGUCUGCCACACAGAUGCCUACACUCUGUCUGGAAAGGACCCCGAGGGCGCUUUCCCCGUCAUUCUCGGACACGAGGGUGCUGGUAUCGUCGAGUCGGUAGGAGAGGGUGUCACCUCGGUGAAGCCUGGUGACUAUGUCAUUGCUCUUUACACCCCCGAGUGCCGCGAGUGCAAGUUCUGCAAGUCCGGCAAGACCAACCUCUGCGGCAAGAUCCGUGCCACACAGGGCAAGGGUGUGAUGCCCGACGGUACUUCGCGGUUCAAGGCCCGUGGCAAGGACCUGUUGCACUUCAUGGGCACCUCCACCUUCUCCCAGUACACUGUUGUUGCUGAUAUCUCUGUUGUCGCUGUCACACCCAAGAUCCCUACUGACCGGUCCUGCCUGCUUGGUUGUGGUAUUACCACCGGUUACGGUGCGGCCGUUGUCACCGCCAAGGUCGAAGAGGGUUCGAAUGUGGCCGUCUUCGGUGCUGGCUGUGUCGGUCUUUCCGUCAUCCAGGGUGCUGUCAAGAACAAGGCGGGCAAGAUCAUUGCCGUAGAUGUCAACGACAGCAAGGAGGAGUGGGCCCGCAAGUUCGGUGCCACUGACUUUGUCAACCCCACCAAGCUCAACGGCAAGACCAUCCAGGAGCAGCUCAUUGAGAUGACCGAUGGUGGCUGCGACUACACCUUUGACUGCACCGGUAAUGUCGGUGUUAUGCGCGCCGCCCUGGAAGCCUGCCACAAGGGCUGGGGCGAGAGUAUCAUCAUCGGCGUUGCUGCUGCUGGCCAGGAGAUUUCUACCCGACCAUUCCAGCUCGUUACCGGCCGUGUGUGGAAAGGAUGCGCGUUCGGUGGUAUCAAGGGUCGUACCCAGCUGCCCGAUCUGGUCGACGACUACCUGAACGGCAACCUCAAGGUGGACGAGUUCAUCACCCACCGUGAGCCUCUCUCCAAGAUCAACACUGCCUUUGAGCAGAUGAAGCAGGGUGACUGCAUCCGCUGCGUUGUCGACAUGUCGUAG